This is a messenger RNA of Fonsecaea erecta, 1182 nucleotides long. RefSeq lists its product as hypothetical. The record is from RefSeq and is a predicted model, not a curated record. Gene Ontology annotation, molecular function: oxidoreductase activity. The transcript has a single exon. Bases 1 to 1182 code for a protein of 393 amino acids. NCBI's taxonomy places the organism in Eukaryota, Fungi, Ascomycota, Eurotiomycetes, Chaetothyriales, Herpotrichiellaceae.
AUGCGUGCCAUCCACCUCCCCGGUGUCCUCUCUGGACAGGAACCACCCUUUCGAUUUCCAAGCAUCCUUCCCUCCCCAACGGACGUGGAAUACACAGCAGCAAACUACCCUGAACCUCGUGUCCACCAGCCCACUGACUUCUCAACCCCCAAGCAGCAUGUCUACUUGAUCCGCGUCCUGCUCACCGCCCUGACUCGAGGCGAAUUGACCUGGCAAGAGAUCCUGGAGCCGGCGCGCUUCCACCCCUACGGCGGUGCGAUACCGGGCCAUGAUGUCGUUGGCGUCGUGGACAAAGUCCUCACAGCCUUCGAGGUAGGAUCAGCACCAAAGUUUUCCCCUGGAGAUAGAGUAUGGGCCCUUCUCGACUUCGGCCGUGACGGCGCAGCGGCAACGUAUACUCUGGCAUACGAAAAGGAGCUCAGCCUCGUGCCGUGCAACCCAGACAGCUCCGCCAUUGCGCCUCAUAUUUGGGAGGAACAACUCGCAACACUUCCCCUCUCAGCACUGACGGCAUUCCAAGCCCUUUACACUCACGGCAGGUUACCUCUCCCAUCACCCCAAUCGUUCCCGCUCCUGACAGCCUCGUCCAAGAGAAUUCUCAUCCUGGGUGCGGCAGGCUCCGUAGGCCUUCCAACGCUCCAGCUUGCCAAAGCGUCUGGAUCUCCCGUGAUCGCAACCUGCAGCUCUGCGUCUGCGCCUCUGAUAACGUCCCUGGUUGACAACAUCACCGACACCGUCGUCGACUACACCGCGGAGGCAUAUACUUCAGUGCCGUCCUCCUUCGCCGCUCAAAACCUCCCGCCCGUGGACCUCAUAGUGGACUGCAUCGGAGGAGACACUCUCUCCACCCUCCUCCUCACCACCACCCCGGCGCUCAACACGAUCAUAAACCCAGGCGGUCGCGUGAUGACGAUUGUUGCGCCGAUCAAGGUCUACGGCGAAGAGACGGCCAAGGCGAUCCAGCGGAAUUGCACGAAUGCCCGUGUGGAGGUUGAGUUUUUUAUCGUGAAACCCUCAGGGGAGGAGCUCGAUGUUCUGGCACGGUGGGUGAUGGCGGGGAAACUGAAGGGUUACGUCCAGGAGGUUUUUGAGCUGGAUAGAGGGAGGGACGCUACGGAGGUUGUCGAAGCGAGGGGACGAAGGGGCGGGGGAAAGAUUGUCUUGAGGGUGGCGACACAAUAG